Molecule: messenger RNA, 957 nt
Organism: Diceros bicornis minor
Lineage: Eukaryota; Metazoa; Chordata; Mammalia; Perissodactyla; Rhinocerotidae
Product: olfactory receptor 5AN6-like
Exons: 1
Coding region: 13-957 (314 amino acids)
Biological process (GO): sensory perception of smell; G protein-coupled receptor signaling pathway
Cellular component (GO): membrane
Molecular function (GO): olfactory receptor activity; G protein-coupled receptor activity; odorant binding
Source: RefSeq, a predicted model, not a curated record
CCACGCAGGUCCAUGGAAGAGGAUAGAAAUCACACUUCUGCAGCCAUGUUUGUUCUCCUGGGACUCUCAGAUGAAAAAAAGGUGCAGCUUAUCCUCUUUCCUAUCUUCCUAGGGAUCUAUCUUCUCACCCUAGUCUGGAACCUGGGUCUCAUCAUUCUAAUCAGGAUGGACUCCCACCUGCACACACCUAUGUACUUUUUUCUCAGUUUCCUAUCAUUUCUAGACAUCUGCUAUUCUUCUUCCACCAACCCAAGGAUGUUUUCAGACUUCUUAAAAGAUGAGAAAACAGUUUCAUUCAUUGCCUGUGCUACCCAGUAUUUUCUUGCAUCCUGGAUGGCUCAAACUGAGUGCUGUCUUUUGGCCGCCAUGGCCUAUGACAGAUAUGUUGCUAUUGGUAGGCCUCUGCAGUACUCAGCCAUCAUGGCCCCUGGUCUUUGUCAGAAGAUGGUUGUUGGGGCUUAUGCGAGUGGUUUCCUUGGCAGCUUAGUUCAAACAGUUUCUUGCUUUCAUCUCUACUAUUGUGGGCCCAAUAUCAUUCCAAAUUUCUACUGUGACAUAACCCAGAUUAUUUCCUUGUCUUGCUCCAAUCCUUUCAUCAGCCAAAUGAUUCUUUUACUGGAAGCCAGUUUUAUUGGAUUCAGUUCUUUCCUUGUUAUCUUCUUAUCCUAUGGUUUUAUUGCAGCUUCCAUGCUCAAAAUGUCCUCUAUCAAAGGUAGUGCCAAGGCCUUCAAUACCUGUGCCUCCCACCUGGCAGUUGUGACAAUCUUCUAUGGCACAGGCUUUUCUGUGUACCUGCCUUCUAGCUCUAACCACUCCAAAAAGCAGAACAAGGUGCUGUCAGUGUUCUACGUUAUCCUCAUCCCCAUGUUAAACCCUCUUAUCUAUAGUCUGAGGAACAAGGAGAUCAAAGAGGCCCUCAAGAGGGUGGUAAAUAUGGCAACACAUUUAUUUCAGUAA